ACAUACCUUCCAGUGUACGUAUAUGAGUAAUAUUGUCCUUUUUACAGACCUAUUAUCUGGAGCCCUCCGGUCGGAACAACUCUGCUCUGACUAAACUUCCACCUUGGACCGACGUAGGUGUAAAUACUCAACGCCAUCCACUUCUACUAGUGCCUACCUAUGUACCUACGCAUUUUGCCCACCUACCUACCUGUCCUCUUGCUCACUCUUUACCCCCGAGUUGGGGAGUUUCUUCGGCAGCCCAAUCAAUCCGCCGGCGUCAUUUGAGACGCGGCUAUCGUCUGAGCUUCUGUCUCAUCGACGAUCUUCCCACAGAGCCUGGUCGUCUGACUGAAGCUUCCUCUUCGAGUCCUCUGGUAGCUCUCACCAUUACAGUGCGACCGAGCCGUACUAUCUUACUGCAAAAGAAAAGAAGAAAAUGGCUCGGCUCAGAGACUCACGCUCACCAACUCCUGCAGGAAGCCAGCAAUCCUCAAGAAGACAACGCAGAGAUGAGAAUAGAAGGGACCGAGACCGGCAUCGGGACCGGGACCGUCGAGACUUUGGCCGAGACCCACGACGCCGGAGUCGUUCUCGGAGCCCACUCGAUCGCCGGAACCGCGACCGCGAUCGUGACAGGGACCAUGACUUCCGCCGACGUGACCGUUCCACAGACCGUCGAGACGACGACUAUUAUCGAGGCGGGAGAGACCGUAGGCGGUCGCGUGAUCGCAUUCUAGACAGGGAAAGGGACCGAUCUCCCGAUCCUCGUCGGCGGAGAAGCCGUGACCGUGAUAGUGACAGGGAUCACCGAAGCAGGCGAGACGAGUCCCGUGAUCGAGGCAGAGGACGGCGCGAAGGUACUGCUGACUCCAAUCCACGCAGUAGGCGAGGCGAUAGUCGCGACCGUGCCCCGGCGCCCAGCGAUUCCAGCAAACCCAAGGCUGCCGACGCCGACUUGCCCAAGUUUUCGUCUGCCCAGUCCGAGUCCGACAAGAAGGCCGAGCGGCUCGCGAAGUUAGCAGCAUGGAAGAAGAAACAGGAGGAGAAAGAACGGCAAAAGGAGCCAACUCCAGGCGGAACUCGGAAACUACUGGCUGAAAUGGACCAAAAGGCUAACGCUACGCCUUCUUUGGCUCCGUCUACGGACGCCUUGCCCGUGUCGACACCCCCAGCCGAUCAGCAAAUUCUGUCACCGGUUGCCCCGUACGCUGGAAAAUUCGACCCCAAGGCUAUCGCAAAGAAGUCCGCUCCCAAGGCCCAUUCCCCUGGCGCAGCCCCUAAACUGGGCGUGAUUGCGGGUCAGCCGUCCGCAAAUGUCGCUCCGACAGCAAAAGCUCCAAGCGUCUCCGCCCUACCACAAAGCAGAGCUAAAGCAAGCGGUUUCGGCUUCCACAAGCAGAACGCGGAAGCCGACAAAGUCUCACAAAAGCGCAAGCUGAUGCUUGACGAAGAUGAGACGUCGGAUAGGAAACUCGCUAAGCUGCCCUCCUUACCCCUCGGCGACGUUGACGAUACGCCCUACGAUAAUCAGGAUGAGGAGGACGAUGACGAUACAGCUCAUUUUGCCGGGGACGAAGAGGAAGAGGCUGCCGCCGCUCGAGCAGCCCAGGAAAGACGCGAAGAACGUAUCGCGCAGGGGAACGCUCAACAGGAAGCCGAAAUGCAGGUCGACCAAGGCGAGGAAGGGCCAGUUCCGGAAAUAGACGACGCCACGCGGGAGGCGCAACCUAGCGAGGCACAACCCAGCGAGGAGAUGGAAAUUGAUGAGGAGGAUGUUGACCCCCUGGACGCUUUCAUGAACGACCUCGAGAUCAAGCCCGUCGUGAUGAAACCCGCCAGGACCGGCGUGAGCCAAAAGAACGCGCAGGAACCCGAGGCAUACUUUAGCGACGACGAGUACGAUUAUCGCAGGGAGAAUGUGGACCCUGAUUCAUUCUUGGCCCUUGCGGCAAAGGCGCGCAAGAAGAAGGAUAUACCGUCGGUCGACUACAGCAAACUCGAUCUAGAACCCAUCCGGAAGAAUUUCUGGGUCGAACCAGCCGAAUUAUCGGAGAUGACUGAUGCCGAAUUGGUAGACCUGCGUAUUGAAUUGGACGGUAUCAAGGUGUCCGGGAAGGAUGUACCGAAGCCGGUCCAGAAGUGGUCGCAAUGCGCACUGUCCCGGAAAACUCUGGAUAUCAUCAGCGGGUUGGGGUACGAAAAGCCUACGCCGAUUCAGAUGCAAGCGUUUCCUGCCAUCAUGUCCGGCCGAGACGUUAUCGGCGUCGCGAAGACUGGCUCGGGAAAAACGCUGGCGUUUCUCUUACCCAUGUUUCGGCACAUAAAAGAUCAACGGCCCCUCAAGGAGAACGAAGGCCCCAUCAGCCUGAUUAUGACCCCGACACGUGAGUUGGCUACCCAGAUACACCGAGACUGCAAACCAUUCUUGAAGUCUAUGAAUCUUCGUGCGGUUUGCGCAUACGGUGGUGCGCCCAUCAAGGACCACAUCGCCGAGUUGAAGCGGGGAGCGGAGAUUGUAGUUUGCACGCCGGGCCGCAUGAUCGAUUUGCUGGCAGCUAAUCAAGGCCGCGUCACCAAUUUGAAGAGGGUUACGUACGUCGUCCUCGACGAGGCGGACCGGAUGUUCGAUAUGGGCUUCGAGCCGCAAGUGAUGAAAAUCUUCGCGAAUAUGCGACCAGACCGCCAGACAAUCCUCUUCUCGGCCACGAUGCCUCGUAUCAUGGACGCCUUGGCCAAGAAAGUUCUGAACAGCGCUGUAGAGAUUACCGUAGGGGGGAGGAGUGUGGUUGCUCCCGAGAUCACUCAGGUUGUCGAGAUCCGCGAGGAAAGCAGCAAGUUUGUUCGCUUGCUCGAGCUUCUAGGCGAGCUCUACGACAAGGAUGAGGACGCUCGAACUCUAGUGUUCGUAGAACGCCAAGAGAAGGCCGAUGAUUUGUUGAAAGAAUUGAUGCGAAAAGGCUACCCUUGCAUGUCGAUUCACGGUGGGAAAGACCAGAUCGAUCGAGACUCGACCAUUGAAGAUUUCAAGCACGGUAUUGUUCCAAUCCUCAUCGCAACUUCGGUGGCGGCCCGCGGUCUCGAUGUCAAGCAGCUGAAGCUAGUGGUCAACUACGAUGCGCCGAAUCACCUCGAGGAUUACGUACAUCGUGCUGGUCGCACGGGACGUGCUGGAAACAAGGGAACGGCAGUCACGUUCGUAACCGGAGAUCAGGAGAACUGUGCCCCGGGAAUCGCGAAGGCCUUAGAGCAGAGCGGUCAGCCGGUCCCGUCACAGUUGGACGAAAUGCGCAAAGCCUUUAGGGACAAGGUGAAGUCGGGCAAGGCCAAGGACCAAUCGGGCUUUGGUGGCAAAGGGUUGGAACGCCUCGACCAAGAGAGGGAAGCGGCCCGUCUGCGAGAACGAAAAAGUCAUAGGACAGAAGGAGAGGAGGACGAGGAGAAGAAGGAUGAGAAAUCUGGAGAAGAAAAGAAAGGCGACAAAGCCCUAUCGGCCAUCCAGACGGCAGCUUCAGGCAUCAUGUCUCGCGACGCUGCUCCGAAAGUUGAUCCUGAACCAAAAUACACCAUCCACAAGAGAGAAGACCCGGCGCCAUCCUCGAACGGCAACAACCCACUGGACAAGGUGUCGUCUGCUAUCAAUGCCAUCAAUGCUCGUCUGGGUCGUGCCGGCCAGUUGCGGCCAGGCCAGCCCAUCGACAACAAAGGGCCGGACGCCGGCGCGUUCCACGCGACGCUCGAGAUCAACGACUUCCCGCAGAAAGCUCGUUGGGCCGUUACGAAUCGCACCAAUGUCGCCAAGAUUCUGGACGCCACCGGGACCUCCAUCACCAACAAGGGCACCUUUUACCCGGCCGGGAAGGAGGUGCCGGCCGGCGGCGAGCCCAAACUCUACGUGCUGGUGGAGGGAGACACGGAGCUUAUGGUGGCAAACGCUAUGGCCGAGCUUACACGCCUGCUUAAGGAGGGCACUCUGGCCGCAGCGGACGCCGACAGUAGAGCACCUAUAGGUGGCAGGUACACUGUCACGUAAUGGUACAGGGGAGAGCAUAUGGGAGGGCAAAUAUAAGUCGGGGUCAGCCGGGACAGGGUGAGCUAGUACCUCGGUUCUAGCAACGGGUACCGGAGACGGGCUGAGAUGUGACACUAGAUAAGAAAUAUACAGAUGAGCGCAGACGUCCAUGACGAGAGGCUAUGUGUGCCGAAAGAAAUGAAGACGGGGGGCGACCAUGGCUCAGGAGCCCAAACUAGAAUGCAAUGCAAAAAUAUCUGCCAAUCGUCGACGCGCUCCUGCUUCUCUCCUCGUCCUCGUCCCCCGCCCCUAUCCUGCCGCGCCGGUCGCGACUAAUUGUGGUUCCUCGCCUCGGCCGCCUCGUCGGCGUCUCGGCGGCGCGUCUCGUCGCGGCUGAGCUCGUUGAGGGUCUCGUUGCGCGUCUGCUUCUUCUGCGCCGCCAGCUGGGUGCCGAGCUUGCCGACGGGCUUCGACAUCGAGGCCUGGGCUCGUCUCUGUCGCGCGUGGUGGUCAGGACGGACGCGGUGCUUGCUCGCCUGCGCCCAACGAGAUAUAAAAUGCGCGUAUAUGUAGGUAUAGGCAUGCAUAUAUAUAUACACAUAUAUAUUAUACAUACAUAUAUAUUAUACAUACAUAUAUAUUAUACAUA
Durotheca rogersii is the source of this 4640-nucleotide messenger RNA. RefSeq names its product P-loop containing nucleoside triphosphate hydrolase protein. The record is from RefSeq and is a predicted model, not a curated record. Lineage: Eukaryota; Fungi; Ascomycota; Sordariomycetes; Xylariales; Xylariaceae. Bases 419 to 4012 code for a protein of 1197 amino acids. Gene Ontology annotation, molecular function: RNA helicase activity; ATP binding; nucleic acid binding. The transcript is spliced from 4 exons.